Molecule: messenger RNA, 2160 nt
Organism: Peronospora matthiolae
Lineage: Eukaryota; Oomycota; Peronosporomycetes; Peronosporales; Peronosporaceae
Source: the annotation of a GenBank genome assembly
AUGUCGUCCACCAGCAACGCCUCCAUUGACAAGUUCAACGGAGAUAAUUACGCAACGUGGAGCCGGUACAUGCGCGGUGUGUUUUUGACGAAGUCCGUCUGGCACGUCGUCAACCGUGAAGUGACUCCGACUUUCACCGACCCGCGAGCGUCCGAUGACUACGUCAAGGCAAGCAACGUCGCGUUUGGUAUGAUGCUGCUGCACAUGAAAGCGGACUACCAUCAUGUGCUGGACAACUGCGAGGAAGCCUGGGUUGCGUGGACAAGUCUGAAGACGCUGUACGGUGGGUCGCAGAAGGCAGGACGCAUCUACCUCAAGCGACAACUUUUCAGUAUCAAGAUGGCUGAAGGCGCGAACGUCAUGCAUCACUGCAACGAGGUCCUCAACAUCUCCGCCAAGCUUAGCGGCAUCGGUGCGAAGAUGGAAGACGAAGACGUUGCAAUUUGUCUGCUACUCAGUCUUCCGAAGAGCUACGAAAAUGUGGUGCUCAACAUGGAAAUGAGCAGCACCGAGCUUCGCACUCAAGAUGUGGUGAGAGUCCUGACGAAUGAGCAUGCCAAGCGUCAAGGAGAAAAAGGGACAACGACAGCGACUACGGUGAAGGCUGAAGAUGCAAGCAAGGCAUUCAGCGCCGAGCGUGAGCCCUACCAAUGCACGUAUUGUGGCAAGGUGGGACACACGGUGGAUCGUUGCUGGACAAAGCAGAAGAACGAAGGUCGGGGAGCCCGACGCGGCGGCAAUGGUCGUGGACGCGGGGCUAACAAUGUCCAGUGGGGACAUCAUGAUGAAGGUAAUGGCUACGAUCGAGUGGCGUUUGCAGUCUCGUUUGAAUGUGGAGUUUCGACGAGCAUGGACGUGUCUGGAAUGUGGGCCGUCGACAGUGGUGCAACGCACCACAUUUGCCACGACAAGACCAAGUUCGCAAGUUUGGCAGAGCGCAAUGAGGGCGAACUCUUGGUGGCUGAUGGCAACAAGGUGGCCAUCAAGGGUGUGGGAACCAUAAUGGAAAAGGUGGUUCUGCCCAACGGUGAAGAGCGUGAGAUCGAAAUCAAGAACGCGCUAUAUGUUCCAAGUAUGAGCAAGAACCUGCUCUCGGUACCACAGAUUAACAGCCAUGGCAAGUUUCAAGUCGUGUUUGACGGGUCCAAGAUGUAUGUGACUCUCAAGAACUCACAGCAAGUGGUGGCGACAGCGGAUCUCGUGGAUGGACUCUACUGGCUUCGGACGACUCAACGAUCAGCGAAUGUGACAACAAGUGGAACCAGUUGUGCCGAUCUACAUGCGAGAAUGGGUCAUGCUCCAGUCGAUGUACUUCGCAAGAUGAUCGCGACCAACAUGAUCAAGGAUGUGCGAGUCCCUCUCAAGUCGGGUGGAGCAACUACAUGUCGAGGAUGUCAACAAGGGAAAAUGGUCCAAAAACCAUUUCCAAGCAACCGAGACAAGCGCAGCUACGAUACGUUUGAGCUACUUCAUCUGGACAUCUGCGGGCCCAUGGAAAAGGAUUCGCUCGGUGGCAGCAAACAUUUGCUGCUGAUCAUCGACGAAGCCAGUGGAUGCAUGAAGGGCUUUUGUCUACGAGUGAAGUCCGAGAGUGAAGACUACAUCCGGAAAUAUAUCACCAUGGUACAGACGCAAUUCUGUAAGAAGGUCAAGUUCGUGCGACACGACGGAGCUCGCGAGUUUGCAACCAACUCGCUUCAACUGUUCUACGAAGACGAAGGCAUUGAACAGCAGACAACGGUGCCGUAUGCACAUCAAACAAACGGAACAGCAGAGCGUGCCAUUAGGACUAUUGUCACGAUCGGCCGCAGCAUGCUUCAUCAUGCCAAACUGGACAAGUGUUUCUGGGCCGAAGCAGCGAUGACGGCCAUCUACGUCAAGAAUCGACUGCCGUCACCUAAAGUCGUGCACAAGACCCCGUUUGAGAUCGUCUACAACUUGAAACCAAGCGUCAAGCACAUGCGAACAUUCGGGUGUCAGACAUACAUACUGACGCCUAAAGAGAAUCGACUCAAGUGGGAUCCAAAGGCUCGCGCUGGCAUAUUCGUGGGCUACGAAGAAGUUUCGAAGGCUGUUGACGGUCAUCGGUUUUCUACCAGUAUUGGUAACCGUGACCGAUCCAAUCCGAACCGCCUGUUCAGCUUAGUAUUUACGACGUAG